AUCGCAUUUAUCUCCCAUACAUGCUCGGGUUUAUUUGUUGGCGUUGCUUGUUUGUUUUAUUCAAUUCACUUCGGUUCUUUUGCUAUUCAUUUUAUAUGGUUAGAAUUUAUGUAGCGAGCCUUUUCCGCCUCUCCUGAGCUUGUAGGAAAGAUGGUGUCUGAUAGAUGCUUUUCGCCUACUUCAGACGAUGCUGAUGAAUUGGUCGCGGAUCUCCUACAGCAGUUCUCCUCCGUCUCUGGCGGAGGAAUCGAGCCGGCUAUACAAAGCGUACUGUCAUCCCAUAAUCGGAUUUUGCGAACGCGCCAUGUGACCGCCACUUCGCCCGCCAAACCAACUGCUAUCACAUCUGCCUCUCCAUUUCCAGGACGGAGAACUGCUGCAGUUGUCGUCCCACCCCCACCGUCUGACGUUGACUUUGAUUUUCUGCCUGGUCAUUCAACGGCUAAGAAUGUUUUGAAACAGCGGCAAGUCAACGGGAGGACUCUUUAUAUGGUGGAGCUUCUGAGUUUGGAAAAGGAAUGGGUGCCACUUUCUAAAUUGAAGACUUUGGAUAACGGUACUAAAACUUUGCAACGUUUUGAAAAAUACGCCCCCCCUAAGGAAAAGACAUCAGAUCAGAUGCGCAAAUACCAAUCUGCCGUCCACUUAGACGGCACAUCUUCGUCAGAGGAAGAGGAUGAUGAUAUUAUUGUAGCUGGUCCCUCCAAAAGACGUCGUCGUGGUCGUCCGCCUGCGUCAACUAAGCGAUUUGAUAUCUCCGAUGAGGACGAAGAAGAUGAUGAAGACAACUCUGAUGAUCAGCUUGUCAAACGACGAUCUAAACGACAGGUCAAGUCGCACCAGAAUAAGAUGUCAACUUUCUGGUCUGGCCUCAGCUCUAGUGACGAUCUCAGUCGUUCGUCGUCGUCUUCGAAACGGCGUCGCUCGACAAGACAAUCUACUAGACGGAUUUCGGCGAGACUUCGCUAUGGGCAAUCAGAGAGUGAGAGCGAUGAGCCUCAACCCCGUCGCGGUGUGCGAUUCUCGACUAGGACGAAGAUAUCGAACAGAAGAAACCUCAGAGAGCGGCUCGAAGACGACAUUUCCGAAAACGAGCCGGCCGAAACGGAGAAGAAGUUUUUCGGCGCCAAGGAGAGGUUCUAUAAAUUGCCAUCUGAUGAUCCGUUCAGACUUCGCCACCGCCAAAUCUGCGAUACUUGCUCAGGGCAUGGAGAUGAUCGGGAGAAAGGUCCCCUCGUUUUCUGUCAAGGAUGCACAUAUGCGUAUCACAAAACCUGCUUGGGCCCCCGGGCGCAGCGAGAGCACCUCGUCUCAAAAGUCGGUCAUGAUCAAUUUGUCUUACAAUGCCGUCGCUGUAUUGGGGUUGCUCAAAAGAAAGAUUCCACUGCCCCCCAUCUAGGUCAUUGCUUCUCGUGUAAAGAAGAAGGUCUAGCUUCGCGACCAUUCCGAGAGCGCCUCAAUCCUCGCCAAGAACAACAGCAGCGUGAAAAUAACGAAGGACUGGACCCAAUCACCAAAGUCGAGCCAUCGCUCCUGGAUAAUGUCGAUAAUAUUCUAUUCCGUUGCAUUGAGUGUACUCGGGCUUUCCAUUUCCACCAUCUUCAGCCGAAACCUGAUCUAAAAGCGGAUGAUGUUGAGAUUGUGGAUGCAGAUGCCGAUCCAUCUGAAUCGGCAAUUGCCAACACGCGCUUUAAACAGUAUUCGCGAAGGUGGAGGUGCUACACUUGUAUCACUGCGCCCGAGGAAAUCGAGGCUCUGAUUGCCUGGAGACCUGUUGAUGCUGACAGCUACACGCCGGGAUUUUCGGUUGAUGUUUUGGAAGAGAAUGACAAAGAGUAUCUGAUUAAAUGGAAACGGACUUCUUACUACCGCACGACAUGGAUGGAGGGCUCUUGGGUUUGGGGUGUUGCAUCACCUCUAAUGCGAAAGGCGUUUUUCAAAUCUCCCAAAGGUACCAGACCCCAAAUGACCAUGGAAGAUGCUAUUCCGGAAGAUUUCUUAAGAAUCGACAUUGUUCUUGAUGUCAAAUAUACCAAUAUCGUCAGUACACAUUCGAUGGAGAUCGACAUGGCUAGGGUAAAAGACGUCAAAGAAGCCUAUGUCAAGUACAAAGGUUUACUCUAUGAAGACGCUGUCUGGGAAACGGUACCCUCACCAAAUGAUGGAGAGUGCUGGGAAGACUUCAGAGCAGCCUAUGAAGACUGGGUGUUGAAAGACUAUGUACGGGUUCCCAAGAAUCCAGCUCUGAAACAGCACCUUGCCACUGUCCGUGAACAAGACUUCCAAUCAACGCUCGUCAAAAAAGCCCAGCCGAAUUGUGUGGUUGGUGGCAAGAUAAUGGACUAUCAACUAGACGGACUCAAUUGGCUCUAUUACAUGUGGUAUAAACAACAGAAUGCCAUUCUUGCAGACGAAAUGGGUCUCGGAAAGACAAUCCAAAUAAUCUCCUUCCUCGCCACAUUGAUCGAAGAUCACCGCUGCUGGCCUUUCCUCGUCGUCGUCCCGAACUCCACGUGUCCAAAUUGGCGGAGAGAAGUCAAGAAAUGGACACCAACUUUGCGAGUCGUCACGUACUACGGAAGCGCUGUCGCGCGUCGAAUUGCCCACGAUUUCGAAAUGUUCCCCGAAAACGCUCGUGAUUUGAGAGCUCAUAUUGUCGUGACAUCCUAUGAAUCGAUGACGGAUGACAAGGCUCGGAGGGUAUUGGCAGGUAUACCAUGGGCUGGUCUUAUUGUCGAUGAAGGCCAGAGGUUGAAGAACGAUAAGAACCAACUGUAUGAUUCGCUCUCUCGAAUCAACUUCCCAUUCAAGGUGCUUCUUACGGGAACGCCGCUGCAGAAUAGCACGCGAGAGUUAUUCAAUCUCAUUCAGUUCUGCGAUCCAACCAGAAACGCAAAGGCUCUUGAGGAAGAAUAUGAGACAUUGACGAAGGAAAAUGUUCCUGAAUUGCAUGACCUGAUUCGUCCGUUUUUCCUUCGUCGUACAAAAGCACAGGUUCUUACGUUCCUACCGCCCAUGGCACAGAUCAUCGUUCCAGUGUCCAUGUCUGUUGUUCAGAAGAAGCUUUACAAAUCGAUUCUUGCCAAGAAUAGCAAACUGAUCAAGUCGAUAUUCCAGAGCAAUCAAGAACAGGCCAGCAAGCAAAAUGAGCGUCACAGUCUGAGCAAUAUCUUGAUGCAACUACGAAAAUGUCUGUGCCAUCCGUUUGUGUACAGCAGGCAAAUUGAAGAGCGCACAUCCGACCCGACUCUUUCGCAUAGAAAUCUUGUUGAAGCUUCAGGGAAACUGCAGCUUCUCGAGCACAUGCUACCAAAGUUAAAAGAGCGAGGUCAUCGUGUGCUUCUCUUCAGUCAGUUUUUGGACAAUCUAGAUGUCGUCGAAGAUUUCCUUGAUGGAUUGGGUCUCCUCUAUCUCCGUUUGGACGGUUCCAUGGGAGCCCACGAAAAGCAGAAACACAUCGACGCAUUCAACGAACCAAAUUCGGAAUACUUUGCAUUUCUUCUGUCGACGAGAUCUGGUGGUGUAGGAAUCAACUUGGCUACCGCAGAUACUGUCAUAAUCUUAGAUCCGGACUUCAACCCGCACCAAGACAUACAGGCACUUUCUCGCGCUCACCGCAUUGGUCAGCAGAAAAAGGUGCUUGUCUUUCAAAUCAUGACACGUGGGAGCGCAGAGGAGAAAAUCAUGCAGAUAGGCAAAAAGAAACUAGUCUUGGAUCACGUUCUGAUUGAACGAAUGGACGCCGAAGACGACGAAGGGGUCGAUCUAGAAUCAAUUCUUCGCCAUGGCGCCGAGGCUGUGUUCGACGACGACAACACGGGCGAUAUUCACUUCGAUUCGGAAUCUGUCGAGAAACUGCUCGAUCGUAGCCAAGCUGAAGACACUAAAGUGGGCAACGAUGCUUCUGCCGAAUCACAAUUCAGUUUCGCUCGCGUAUGGGCGAAUGAAAACGGAGCGUUGGAAGAUCGACUGAGUAAUUCGGAGGCCUCAACGCCGCCGAAUAAUAAUCUGUGGGAGAAGAUUCUCGCUGAACGCCAGAAGGCUGCGGACGAGGAGGCUCUUGCCAAUGCGCAGGCAUUGGGUCGAGGCAAACGGAAGCGAACUGCGGUGGAUUACACUGCUCAUGACAACAAGGAGCAAAGCCCACCGGCCAAGUCCAAACGAUCCAAGACACAGCAGGCUGAUAGUGACGCGGAGUUCAAGAGCAAGGGAGAUGAAAGCGAAGAUACUGAUCCGGAAGAGUUUACUCAGGUGAAGAAGGUUAAAGGUCGUCCAUUUAAACGCGUGGAUCCCACUAAACCCAGCUCGUUGGAUGGAAAUCUCGACGGUGCAUCGUCGCGUUACACAGAGCGUCUGCUUCCAUGUAUCGCGUGCGGUGCAAUGCAUCCUGUGGGCUACUGCCCUCUCAAACUAGCUGGCGUUGAACACUGCGGCCUCUGCGGACUCGCACACAUCGGCUACCAGCGCACCUGUCCACAUCUAAAUUCGGAAGAACAGAUCCUGGUACUACUCCAAGCCCUCAAGCAAAGCACCGAACCGAAAGCCCUCGUAGACCAAGCCCGCCACUAUCUGUACAUGGUCAAGGGCGAUCUCGUUAGUCGGCGGAAAAAGGCCGAAACUGCUGCAGCCGGACGCUUGCCUAAUUCAUCCUCUUCUGCGCCACAACCUCCAUCUUAUACCAUUAAUCGACCUCCUUACCAGUAUCUGGCACCACCACAACCAUCGGCUAGGAUUACUCCGAGCUCGUUCAUACAGUUUGGAAUAGGCCCACUUCCAUCGACUAUUUCGUCUAUACCGUCCACCAGGGCUCUGUCUGGUAUUCCAAGACCGCCGUAUCAGAAUAGCCUUUAUCAACCCGUUCCCACUGUGUACCAGCAAUCUCCCCAGCCUCCUGUGCAGAAUCAGAAUCGGAACCCUCCCCCAGCCACCUAGGUGUCACAUAUCUCUCCUUCUCGAUGAUAUUAUCCAUUCAGACCAACUGUGGCGCGAUCAGUUUGCUAGUCACGUUACCUUGACGCUAAAUUCUGUCAACAUGUCGAAACUUUUAGCGUGCAUUAACUUCAUCAGCUUUUUCCUUUUGCAUGAUAUGAACAGGCGUUUUAAAGACUCAUUUAUAAUGACACCCAGGUGCAUUGGAGUUAACUAAUAGGAGAAGACUUCAUUUCUACAUGGCAUGUGUUUGUAGGCGACCUUUUCUUUAUUAGGGGGUAUCGUAUAGUUUCGUUUAUCAGGCCUGGAACAAUCAAUUUUCGCACCAGUUAACUUCGAAUAAGCUGUGUGUGUUUCCACUAGACAAUUCAUAUCGUUCCC
Messenger RNA from Talaromyces proteolyticus, 5310 nucleotides. RefSeq names its product PHD/FYVE-zinc-finger like domain-containing protein. The record is from RefSeq and is a predicted model, not a curated record. The transcript has 3 exons. Lineage: Eukaryota; Fungi; Ascomycota; Eurotiomycetes; Eurotiales; Trichocomaceae. Bases 151 to 4932 code for a protein of 1593 amino acids. Gene Ontology annotation, cellular component: nucleus; chromatin. Gene Ontology annotation, molecular function: histone binding; ATP hydrolysis activity; ATP binding. Gene Ontology annotation, biological process: chromatin remodeling; negative regulation of transcription by RNA polymerase II.